AAGCUUUAACUUCAGACUUUGAGGUGGGCUGUGUGCACGCAACUGGAAUGCUUUCGCUCUCUCACUCCUUCGCAGCGUAGGAGAAGUGAUCUGACACAGUAUAAGCUCACACCAUAGCCGCGCUUGCUUUUUGUUACUGGACCUGAAACAAGGGCUUUUAUGACUUCGCAUAACCAUUCGAAGUGGAAUAACGGCUGUUGCUGCAUUGUAAAUAGGAAUUCUUUUUCUCGCCUUGCAGGAUGAAAUAAUGCAGAAGUCUAAGCAUUCACACAAUUUGGAAAUACUGUAUCUGUUAUUGAGGAAAUUAACAGCUUAAAGGACACUUUAUAAGAGGAGUGGGGUUUUUUUUAGAAGGAAUUAGCAUGUUCCUGUUUCUUCAGAAGAAUAUCAAUCUAUUGUAAAAUAACUCAUAUGGUUAUAGAGCAUGAGGAAAUAUUUUCUGCAUUGGAAAUUUUGAGCAAGUGUUCAGAAGUGAAAGUUGGAAGCAGUUCUUUCACUGCAGGUAUGGAUUUAUCAGCAGGUAGCUACUGUACAAAGUUUAUACUUGGAUAAUUUUGGACAGAACCUUUUUUUUUUUUUUUUUUCACCUUCUGAAGAGGCUAUCAUCAUUCAAGUUUCAGCAUAAUGAAUGAUUUCCAUCAUGUGGAGCUGAAGUUACGAUCUUUGACUACUAUGCUAUGCAGAAGAGUUUGUAAGAAAUACAAGGAAAUCAAUUUCUGUUAAGGGCCUUACACAAAACAAGAGAGACUCUUCAUGCACAGACUUUAUUUGAAGAACAAAAUAGAAAUCUCAUUCCUUCAUAGUGACAGGAAGUUGAAGCUUUUCUUCUCCACAACCUGGUGUGCUUAUACACCAUGAUAAACCUGUGUUGGAAUGUUCACUGAAUACAGUGGAACUAGUCAUAACGCAUUUACUACCAACAACAAUCACUUGAGUAAACACAGAUAAGGAAGACCAGCUACAUGGAAUAAACCGUAAGACUCCAAAAGUCAUUCUCCACAGUAAAAAAUUUAUGUUUAUUGGAUUUCUGCAAGCAGAAAGUUUACUCAUACUUUUAAAUAAGGUUGUUGAAGACCAGAAAACUAGACUGUGUACAAAUCUCAUUGUUCCUGACCAUGAUCAGUGUAACUUGGAACAUCUUCCUAAUUUGGACUAAGAUAGGGCUGUUGCUUAAAAUGGCACCUCAUUCAGUCAGUGCCAAAUCAUGCCCAUCGGUGUGUCGCUGUGAUGCAGGUUUCAUUUAUUGUAAUGAUCGUGAAUUGACAUCAAUUCCUACUGGAAUUCCACAGGAUGCUACCACCCUCUACCUUCAGAACAAUCAAAUAAAUAAUGCUGGGAUUCCUUCAGACCUGAAAAACUUGCUUAGGGUAGAGAGAAUAUACUUAUAUCACAACAGUUUAGAUGAAUUCCCUACCAAUCUCCCUAAGUAUGUUAAAGAACUGCAUUUGCAGGAAAAUAAUAUAAGGACCAUUACUUAUGAUUCACUUUCACAAAUUCCUUAUCUGGAAGAAUUGCAUUUGGAUGAUAAUUCAGUUUCUGCUGUUAGUAUUGAAGAUGGAGCUUUCCGGGACAACAUCUAUCUCAGACUACUUUUCCUCUCUCGAAAUCACCUUAGCACCAUUCCCUGGGGUUUGCCUAAAACGAUAGAAGAGCUACGCUUGGAUGAUAAUCGUAUUUCCACAAUUUCAGAAGUGUCCCUUCAAGAUCUUACAAAUCUAAAACGUCUCGUUUUAGAUGGAAACCUUUUAAACAAUCAUGGAUUAGGAGACAAAGUCUUCAUAAAUCUAGUCAAUCUAACAGAACUGUCAUUGAUCCGCAAUUCCCUUACAGCUGCUCCCAUAAAUUUGCCAGGCACAAACCUAAGAAAGCUUUAUCUUCAAGAAAAUCAUAUAAAUCGUGUACCACCUAAUGCUUUCUCUGAUCUAAGGCAAUUGUAUCGACUAGAUAUGUCCAAUAACAAUCUAAGCAAUUUACCUCAGGGUAUCUUUGAUGACCUGGACAACAUAACUCAAUUGUUUCUUCGUAACAAUCCAUGGUACUGUGGAUGCAAAAUGAAAUGGGUCCGUGACUGGCUUCAGUCAUUGCCUUUAAAAGUUAACGUACGUGGACUGAUGUGUCAAGCACCAGAGAAAGUGCGUGGAAUGGCUAUCAAGGACCUCAGCACAGAGCUAUUUGAUUGUAAGGAUGAUAGUACUGUAAGCACCAUCCAAAUUACUACUGCAAUACCAAACACAUUAUACCCUGCCCAAGGGCAUUGGCCAGUUUCUGUGACCAAACAGUCAGACAUAAAGACUCCCAAUCUAAAUAGAAACUACAGAACCACAGCAAGUCCAGUACGGAAAAUCAUUACAAUCAUUGUGAAAUCUGUAAGCACUGAGAGCAUUCAUAUUUCCUGGAAAGUUGCACUACCAAUGACUGCUUUAAGACUGAGCUGGCUAAAAAUGGGUCACAGCCCUGCCUUUGGAUCUAUAACUGAAACAAUAGUUACAGGAGACAGGAGUGACUACCUACUUACAGCCCUUGAGCCAGAGUCACCAUACCGUGUAUGUAUGGUUCCCAUGGAAACCAGCAACAUCUAUCUGUCUGAUGAAACCCCCGUUUGUAUAGAGACUGAAACAGCACCUCUUAAGAUGUACAAUCCUACAACAACCCUAAACCGAGAGCAAGAGAAAGAACCUUACAAAAAUUCUAAUUUACCUGUGGCUGCCAUCAUAGGUGGUGUGGUGGCAUUACUAGCUAUAGCGCUGCUUGCGUUAGUGUGCUGGUAUGUCCACAGAAAUGGAUCCUUGUUUUCAAGGAACUGUGCGUACAGCAAAGGACGGAGGAGAAAAGAUGAUUAUGCUGAAGCUGGAACUAAGAAGGACAACUCCAUCCUAGAAAUCAGGGAGACUUCUUUUCAGAUGAUACCAAUAAAUAAUGACCAAGUGUCCAAGGAAGAGUUUGUAAUACAUACCAUAUUCCCACCUAAUGGAAUGAAUCUGUAUAAGAACAACCACAGUGAAAGCAGCAGUAACAGAAGCUACAGAGACAGUGGUAUACCAGAUUCAGAUCAUUCACAUUCAUGAUACUGAAGGAAAUAACGGACAGGAAAGAGUGACUAUAAAGGUUGCUGUUCUACUGCAAAACACUGGAUUAAAAGACUGAAAAAGCAAUGUACUGUACAUUUGCCAUAUAAUUUAUAUUUAAGAACUUUUUAUUAAAAGUUUCCAAUUUCAGGUUACUCCUGCAAUUAAUGCAGUGGGGAUACCUGACCACAAUUCUCUAUUUUAGUACUUUUUAGUAAUUUGUACUGUAUUUUCCUUGCUAAUAUUGAAGUUACAGCCCAUUUAACUUUUGUGUUCUACUGAGUAAGAUGACUUGUUGACUGUGAAAGUGAAUUUUCUUGCUGUGUUGAACAAUCAGGACUUUGCAUUCAUUUACGAUCCUUGUAAGUAUAAGCACAGGCCAUUUUUCACUUUGGUAUUAAUAAAAUAUUAAACCUGGCAGACAGAGGAGAUGAAAAAGUGGUUGCAAAACUAGAACUAUGAUGUUGACUCUGUAAACCACGACAGUACUCAAUAAAGAAAAACGUGCGUGGUAAUGGGCAA
Molecule: messenger RNA, 3587 nt
Organism: Caretta caretta (loggerhead turtle)
Lineage: Eukaryota; Metazoa; Chordata; Testudines; Cheloniidae
Gene: FLRT3
Product: fibronectin leucine rich transmembrane protein 3
Molecular function (GO): protein binding
Source: RefSeq, a predicted model, not a curated record